This is a messenger RNA of Scophthalmus maximus (turbot), 3056 nucleotides long. RefSeq names its product zinc finger and BTB domain containing 49 (gene zbtb49). Gene Ontology annotation, molecular function: RNA polymerase II cis-regulatory region sequence-specific DNA binding; protein binding; DNA-binding transcription factor activity, RNA polymerase II-specific. Gene Ontology annotation, cellular component: nucleus. NCBI's taxonomy places the organism in Eukaryota, Metazoa, Chordata, Actinopteri, Pleuronectiformes, Scophthalmidae. Gene Ontology annotation, biological process: regulation of transcription by RNA polymerase II. The record is from RefSeq and is a predicted model, not a curated record. Bases 226 to 2583 code for a protein of 785 amino acids. The transcript is spliced from 8 exons.
CCGGAUGUGACGCAACGUUCUCCCUACUCGAAAAAGUGACCCAUCAUCCAAAUAAGAGGUGGGAACCUUCAAUGCAGGUCUGGACUCGUAUCUACCACCAACAACACUGAAGCGAAGACUUCCAGGACUUCCAGGACUUCCAGUUUCGAUUGAGUCUGCCCUUCUUUGAUGCUGCGCCGACUCACUCCUCUCACCGCCGGGUUGGAGCACAGCAGCUGAGGGACCAUGGACACCCUGUCCAGCCACAGCUCCUACCUGCUGCAGCAGCUCCAGGAGCAGAGGAUCCAGGGACUGCUGUGUGACUGCAUGCUGGUGGUCAAAGGCGUCUGCUUCAAGGCCCACAAAAAUGUCCUGGCGGCGUUCAGCUCCUAUUUCAGGUCCUUGUUCCAAAAUUCCCCCAGUCAGAAGAACGAGGUGUUCAACCUGGUCAUCCAGGACGUCGGUGGUAUAGGUCAAAUAUUGGACUACAUGUACACCUCACACCUCGACGUCAACCAGGAUAAUGUGCAGGCGCUCCUGGACAUCGCUCAGUGCUUGCAGGUUCCAAAUGUGCAGGGCAUGUGUAACGCUUUCCUCAAGCCCUGUCCCCCACCAGUGGAAAUCCCACCGUUUUCUCUCCCAGGCAUGCUGAGCUCUGAGCACGACUGCCUCCUGGGGAGCAAUCUUCCUCAUGACGUUGACCUCCCCUGUCCCUCUGAAGCCCAGAGGCCCGGCACCAGCAGUGAUGUGGACCACACCAAAAGGGUGCCGGGUUCUUUACCUAACAGCAGCACCAGCUGUGACACAGCUAGCAGCUCUCAGGCACCUGUAGAAAAACAGUUAGUCCACGGCUACAAGCUCCGUAACUUCUACAGCAAGCAGUACUUCAAACAGAGUGCUAUUCAGACUAAUAGUGCGGCCUCAAACCAAGGCCCUAGUCCUUUGGUGGUGGUGGAGGAGCCGCAGUGUCAGCUUGGGGUCAGCCAGGGUGUCAACAACAUGCCUGUGUGCUCAGGAAACACAGUCCAGCCUAAUCCUUCUAGCGCAUCUGCGGCAGUGGAAAAGAACCCUGCCUCCGCUCUAACACCCUCAGAAAAUUUAAACGCCCCCAACUCAGACUCCAUGCUCAACAGGCCGGUGCGCCCAAAGAAGGCUGUGUACUUGAAAAAAUACAACUACCUGAGAUCUCAGAAAGCUCUGGAGGAGAUGUGUGCAGAGUCUGUCAGCGAGCCCGUCCUCUGCUGUCCCAAACAGAGUCGUCAAGAAGAGUCUGUUGUCCUGUCAACUCCAGAGGCUCCCGUUGCUGCGGCCGAGGAGAAGGUUCCUGAUACAGCGACAGAUUCACAACAUCAUCCCAGUUCUCCACCUGCGACCCAAGAAGAGCAAAAUCUGAAGCCACAGCAGCCGACAGGACACAAGCAGUAUUGUUGCAAUGUGUGCGGGAAGAUUUUCAAGCAUCCGAGCAACCUGGAGCUGCACAAGCGCUCACAUACUGGGGAGAAGCCCUUCCAGUGUAAUGUUUGUGGGAGAAACUUCUCACAGGCUGGAAAUUUACAGACCCAUCUGCGGCGACAUUCUGGAGAGAAACCGUACAUCUGUGAGUUAUGUGGCAAAAGCUUUACAGCAGCAGGGGAUGUUCACCGUCACAAAGUGGUCCACACAGGAGAGAAGCCCCAUCUGUGUGAUAUAUGUGGUCGAGGAUUCAACAACUUGAGCAAUCUCAAGGAGCACAAGAGGACUCACGCCACAGACAAGACAUACACCUGUGACCAGUGUGGAAAAUCCUUCAACACGCACAGAAAGCUGCUGAAGCACAAGGCCCGCCACGCUGGGGAAAAACCACACAGUUGUGCAACCUGUGGGAAGUGCUUUAUUGGCUCAGGGGACCUGCAGCGUCACAUACGUUCUCACACCGGUGAGAAACCCUAUAUCUGCAACGCCUGCGGUAAGAGCUUCACCCGCUCCGCCAUGUUGAGGAGACACAGCAACAUGCACUGCAAGGGGGCUCCGGCCGACAGCCUGGACACCUCUGAGCAGACGUCGCGUAGUUCGGACGGAGCAGCCUCGUUCCCCAAACUUGUCGGCCACCGCAAAUCUCCCGCCUCUACCGGUGAGCAGAAUUUCUCCACCAUGAUGCCCCGUGCAGAGUUGGAGAAACCCUCACUACCGGCUCCAUCGCCAACACAGCCACCGCCGCAUAUAGACACGCCUUCUCCCACCAUGCCCCUCAGCCCAGCUUCCACCCCCACCCCGCUACCCGAGCUCCGCUCUCUGGUGCCGCAUCAUCUCCUCUCGUCCAACCACCAGGAGAAAAGUGCAGCCCUGGCUGCUCCAGACCACUCGAAGAUGGCCAAACACCACCUGCCUCAGGAGGCCGUGUACGGUCCGUAUGUGGAGAAUGAGGGCAUGUCGGUGGAGAUGGGCAGGGGACCGGUGGGGAGACCCUACCUUCCUCACACAGACAACCACUGCAGUUCACACACAUCCUCCGGCAGGCCCAGUAGUGGCUCCUACAGGUCCAGUGAGGGCCAGUACAUCUCCAGCGUCACUCUGUGGGGCCUGGCGAUGAAAACUCUGCAGAACGACAAUGACAUGGAGCAAUGACACGCUUCUUCACACAAGCACAGCAUCAAUGAUAGCAGCUCUUAUGAUGAAGCAGACAUAAAAUAUUAACAAUAUUAACUAUUUAUAACUGGAAAUGUUUUGAGAGUUGACAUCACUCCAAAUCAAAGCAAGCCUUUCUCUAAAAAUAGUGAAAUCAUACAUUUACUCAAAGGAAUGAUAAUUGCCGUUGUGAUACUUUAUUGUAAUACACACACCAGUCAGGUGUGGACUUUGACAGCUGAGCAGUGCACAGGGUUGUUUUUUUUACCACUCUUAUUCUGCGUGGAUCUUCCUUUUUAAAAUUCCACCUAUAGACUUCCGAAGAUGCACCACAGGUAGUCAAAAAUAUUCAUUUGUAUUCGUAUUUAUAGCACUGCACUUUAAAAUGUGAACAUGCAGACCUAUUUUUUGAUUAUCUGCGUCAAAUGUUUAAUAGUAUUAUAUUAAUGUAAGAAUAAAUGAUGUACAUUCUA